This is a messenger RNA of Spizellomyces punctatus DAOM BR117, 2793 nucleotides long. Its product is annotated as N-acetyl-gamma-glutamyl-phosphate reductase. The record is from RefSeq and is a predicted model, not a curated record. The coding region runs from base 114 to 2705 and encodes 863 amino acids. Lineage: Eukaryota; Fungi; Chytridiomycota; Chytridiomycetes; Spizellomycetales; Spizellomycetaceae. The transcript has 5 exons. Gene Ontology annotation, cellular component: mitochondrial matrix; cytoplasm; mitochondrion. Gene Ontology annotation, biological process: L-arginine biosynthetic process. Gene Ontology annotation, molecular function: NADP+ binding; NAD binding; arginine binding.
GGAGUUCUUCGUUGGCCGGCACAACCCAACAUCCUUCGCUUAAAGUCUUACUUUACUGAUCACAGGUUUAAAAGGACUUUCGCCUGUGACGGUUCCUUUAGCUGCCGGCAAAAAUGUCGCUUCUUCGAGCAUGUUCGCGGCCUUCGAAAGGGCUAUCGGCUCUCCGAUCACCUUUGCGGUCGGUAGCCAGAUCCAACCGAUCACUGCCACCAGCAGUGACGUGCACGCGAACGCGGUACCAGAUGACAUUUCACCGGAACAUGUCUACCAUCUCAGAGAAGGAAACCAUUGUUAAACUCCUGUAUAACAUUGGCUCUCGCAAGGAAGUGGAGCAAUACCUUCGUCAUUUUUCAAGCGUCGAAUCACACCAAUUUGCGGUUAUUAAAGUUGGCGGAGCGGUUCUCACGGAUGACUUGGAUACGCUCGCUUCAUCACUUACCUUCCUUAAUCGCGUUGGACUGUACCCAAUUGUGGUCCACGGAGCCGGCCCUCAGCUGAACCGACUUUUAGAGGAGGCUGGAGUAGAGCCAGAUUAUAUUGAAGGGAUCCGUAUCACGGACGCGAAAACGUUGGAGAUUGCUCGGAAAGUCUUUCAGGAGGAGAAUCUGCGAUUAGUAGAAGCUUUGGAAAAGCUAGGAACGAGGGCCAGACCAAUAAAUGGGGGUGUCUUUACAGCAGAUUAUCUGGAUAAGGACAAGUACCAGUAUGUGGGCCAGAUAAAGCAUGUCAACAAGGAGCUGGUCGAGAGCAGCAUCAGGGCAGGGGCUUUACCGAUUCUUACCAGUUUGGCGGAGACGCCAUCCGGGCAGAUCCUCAAUGUUAAUGCAGAUGUGGCGGCUGGAGAGCUUGCUCGUGUGCUUGAGCCACUUAAAAUUGUAUAUAUCAAUGAGAAGGGCGGGCUCUUCCACGGUGUAACUGGCAAAAAGAUGGACGUUCUCAAUCUUGACGAGGAGUACGAAUCGUUGAUGAAGGAAUCUUGGGUUCGGUACGGGACUAAACUGAAGAUCCGCGAAAUCCAUGAUUUAUUGAUGCAUCUCCCGCGAUCCUCGUCCGUGUCUAUCAUCUCCGCCGAACAUCUACACAAAGAACUGUUUACACAUAGUGGCGCUGGUACACUCAUCCGUCGCGGUCACCGUGUGUCGCGCCACACUAAUCCCAGCAAGCUGGACUUGGAUCGCUUGCGGAUUUUGCUCCAAGACAAUGAUCCCGACGUAUUGCAGGGCAAUACGUCCGUGGGGAAGUAUCUACAAAGUCUGGAAGGACAGGAUGUACAGAUAUACAGCGACGCAGCUUUUGACAUUUUCGCCGUUGUUGCUAAGCCCAGUGGAGAUGGCAUCCCGUUCUUGGAGAAGUUUGUUGCCACUAAAACUGCCGUGCUCAACAAUGUAACGGAUAACGUCUGGCAGAUGAUCAAGAAGGACUUUGAGAAACUUGCUUGGGUCGCACUUAAAGAUGACCCAAACAAGACUUGGUAUUUCGAACGCGCAGAUGGCAGCUAUACCGCAGGCGAUAAGACUCUGUUUUGGUAUGGUAUUGACAAUCUCGAAAGUGUCCAGGGAUACUUGAAGCACUUCUCCGAAGCGGCUCAACGUGGACAAUCAGGCGCGACAUCAUCCAACAUUGCGGCAGCUUCUGCGGGUGCACCAUUGUUUUCGACGGCUAGGGGUGUGCGCAGUUUCUCUACUGUUCCUGGAGGACAGCGAGGACAGCAACGACGUGGCUUUGCUACUACUUCUUCCUCUCGGGCCAGGAUAGGGCUCAUCGGUGCUCGCGGAUACACUGGUCAGGAGCUCAUUAAGCUCAUUGAUAAUCAUCCAAACGCGGAACUUGCAUACGUUUCAUCUCGCGAGCUUGUGGGCAAGCCAUGUGCAUACUACAAACGGUCGAAAGUUACCUACAGCAAUCUGUCACCAGAGGACGUGAAGAAAGUCAGCGAUGUUGACUGUUGGGUUAUGGCUCUGCCCAACGGAGUGUGUAAGCCAUUUGUGGAUGCUGUGGUUUCUAAAGGAUCCGAGCACCCAUUGGUUCUCGAUUUGAGUGCCGACUACCGCUUCACGAACGAGUGGCAGUACGGACUGCCCGAACUGUAUGGACAUCGUGCCAAGCUCUCUGCUGGAAAUGUGAGGAAGGUCUCGAACCCUGGAUGCUAUGCCACCGGAUCACAACUCUCGAUCGCUCCUCUGGUAAAACACCUGGAUGGAAUUCCCACCGUCUUUGGAGUUUCUGGUUAUAGUGGAGCAGGAACGAAGCCAUCUCCCAAGAACGACAUCAACAACCUCCGUGACAACCUUAUUCCGUACGCCCUAACGGAUCACAUCCAUGAGCGGGAAGUGAGCCGCCAUGUUGGUGCACCGGUAGCAUUUAUUCCACACGUUGGUCAGUUCUUUCAGGGAAUAUCAUUGACGGUGUCCAUCCCAUUGAACAAAACCAUGAAUGGCAAUGACAUUGAGGACAUCUACAGGGAGGCAUACGAUGGUGAGAGAUUAGUACGAGUAUUCAAGGAGGGGGAGAUUCCGGAAGUGAAAGACAUUGCUGGGCAACAUCACGUAGAAAUUGGAGGGUUUAAAGUACAUUCGGGAGGAAAGCGAGUAGUUGUGGUUACCACUAUCGACAACUUGCUGAAAGGUGCAGCCACACAAGCGUUGCAGAAUAUUAAUCUGGCGCUGGGUCUGGAGGAGUUUGCGGGUAUCCCUGUUAAGCCUUAACUUCUUGUUCUGACACUGAUUCAUGUAGUAUAACCAGCCCUUUAUAAAUAAACAUUGCAUAAGGACUAUUGCUCCUUCGUAUUUCGAU